AUAUCCGCAAAACUUGACGUAACGGGCGCAGUGAGAGGAAGACGCGGCUCCGUUUGUUGGGAAUCUCACCGCGCGACAGGGCACGGCACGGCAGGCUUUGGGGAAGUCGGUGUCCCGCUGAAUCCGCGCUUCCCACCUGGGUAUAACCGGACGCACGCGUGGCGGAGAAGCGGAAAAUUAUGGCGACGUUGGGACCGGAGUCGGCUCGCCCUCCCCUCGCCCAGCUCGGAUCUCCCCAGUCUAACCAGCCUCACGUCGGCUGCGCGAACCUGCCUCCCAACCGGGGCUUGGAGCGCGCGCUGGAGGAGGCGGCGGCCAGCGGUGUGCUGAACCUCAGCUGCCGCAAGCUGAAGGAGUUUCCCCGGACCGCCGCCAACCACGACCUGAGCGAUACGGUGGAGGCAGACCUCUCAAAGAACCGGCUGAACGACGUCCCCUCAGAGGUCUGCCACCUGGUCGCCUUGGAGACACUAAACUUGUAUCACAACUGCAUCAGGACCAUCCCAGACAGCAUCAUCACCCUUCAGUCGCUCACAUCAUUGAACCUCAGUCGGAACCAGCUGGGCUCUCUGCCGUCGUGCCUCUGCGGUCUACCUCUGAGGGUCCUCAACGCCAGCAACAACAAACUGGUGAGCCUGCCGGAGGCCAUCGGGCAGCUGCACAGCCUCAUGGAGCUGGACAUCAGCUGUAACGAGAUCACGGCCCUCCCCCAGCACAUCGGCAGACUCAAAGCGCUCCGGGAACUUAACGUGCGGCGAAAUCUCCUCUGCGUCCUGCCGGAAGACCUGGCCGACCUCCCGCUGGUGAAGUUCGACUUCUCGUGUAACAAGGUGUCCACCAUCCCGGUGUGCUACAGGAAGAUGAGGCAGCUGCAGUCGCUGCAGUUAGAGAACAACCCACUACAGAGUCCACCUGCACAGAUCUGCAUCAAGGGUAAAGUUCACAUAUUCAAGUAUCUGAGCAUCGAGGCGUGUCGCAGCGAGAAGAUGCCCGACUCGCUGUACCUCCCCGUCAUGGAGCGACUCAGUUUCACUCGUCCCUCCGCUGGCAGUGUGGAGGACAUGGAGCAACAGAAGAAGCAGGACAGCGACUCAGGAGUAGGCAGCGACAACGGAGACAAGAGGCUGUCUGCCACCGAGCCUUCAGACGAAGACAGUCUGAGUCUCAACGUGCCGAUGAGCAACAUUACAGAAGAAGAAGGAAUCAGCAAAGACGACUCCAGCGAACACAUCAGCUCCCUGACAGCCGACCCGAACUCCGACUCGGUGCGCCUGAUAGAAGAGAGUCCUACGGAAGCCCUGAAUGACCCGCUGAGCUACAGAGACUCGUCUCUCAGCAGUCGCUUCAUCAGCUACAUCAAGGGCCGAACGGCAGCGGACUUCGAAGAGCCCCUCAGGAUAGAGGAAGACUCACACUGGCAGACAGAGCAGACGUCAAAGGUCUCGGGGGGCACAGAGCUCCAUAUUGACAUGAUUAACCAGCUACAGGAAGCGGUGGAGCUGCUGCAGAACCCCAGCAGAGUGAGCGCGGAGCAGGACGAUCUGUCUGAAGUCCAGCUGUACCCGGUGGAGAUGGUCACCGUGGAGGAGUCCUUCAAUGGACAAGACAGCGAUGAGGGAAGCACAACACCAAAGCAAGAACACCGAUCUCCAAUCAUGGGACCUCCAUCUCUCUCCAGUCCGCCGUUUGGGCUGAAACCUCGCUCAGCCCCGCCCUCACUGCCGUGCUCACCCCCUCCUUCCUGUCUAGACCCCUCCCUCCUCUCACAGGCCUCACCCCUACAUCGUAGACAUGGCGACGGAGGCAUGCUCAGCCCGGUGUUCCUGCGGAGCCACAAGAGCAUGGAGUCCGUGGACCCCCAGUUCACCAUGAGGAGGAAGAUGGAGCAGCUGAGGGAGGAGCUGGAGCUGAUGGAGCAGCUGAGAGACAUCAUCGAGAGCCGACUGAAGGUGGUCCUCCCUGAAGACCUGGGCUCGUCUCUGAUGGACGGCGUCGUCCUCUGCCAUCUGGCCAAUCACAUUCGCCCGCGCUCCGUCGCCAGCAUCCACGUCCCCUCGCCCGCCGUGCCCAAGCUCAGCAUGGCGAAGUGCCGGCGGAACGUGGAGAACUUCCUGGACGCCUGCAGGAAAAUAGGCGUGCCGCAGGACAAGCUGUGUCUGCCUCACCACAUCCUGGAGGAGAAAGGCCUGGUGAAGGUGUGCGUCACGGUGCAGGCCCUGGUGGACGAGGCCUCCUCCAAACCCCCCGUGUUGGUGUGAGCAGCGGAGCAACGGGACCGACGCCACCGGUCCACGUGACGUGACGUGACGUGACAUGACGUGACGUGACGUCGCGGUUCACCUCCGCAUCGGUCGCAGUAUCGCAGCACUUUGAAUUCCCGCUCGUCAGCGUGCAGAAAGGGAACCAAUUCGGUCUGGAGUGGGUUUAUUUACCAACUCAGAAAGAGGAACAUUGAAUCGAGCGUCUUGGCUCGCUGCAGGUGUUUGUUUUUUGUUUCUUUUAAAAACCCUAAAAAUCAGGAGUUUGGGAUCCUUUUUUUCUUCUUUACAGUGAUCAGCUAAAAGGGCGGACGUUAGAGCCCCACAUUUUUUAUGUUUUAAACCAAAUCAAGAAAAUCUUCACACCGGCUGGUCCCCAUUACUUUUGUAAAAGUAUUGUGACGGUUAUGAAAAGGAGAAAAGAAUUUCACAAAAAAACAAACAGAAAUCGAGAGGAUACAGUGGAGCCACGCAGCGUUUGUGGAUUUUUCUGUGGAACGUAAAUUCAAAGUUAUUUGUGGAAAAUUUGCCUCGUAGCGUUUUUUUUUUUUUUGUUUUUUUUGCAGAACAUAUGUAAAAUAUUAGAUAUUAUCAAAUAUUGGAAAGAAAAUGCAGCUUGAGAAGCUGAAAUGUCUUAGUGCAAUGCUACUUGACACGAUAUUGGCUGGUGUUUGCACAGCAGUGUUUUUAUCAGAGCACAAAUUUUAAACCCAUUUUUACACCCAAAUUUGCAAAACUAUCCCUUCCCGUUUUUCUGUCCCAUAACAUGCAAGAAAAGACAUUUUUCCAAGGCUAUGUUUUAUACUUCAGCAUAGAGAUGUUUAUUAGCCAGAAGGAUGUCGGCCAGUAGCCAAUCCAGGACAACGUAAUAAUUGUGAGUCACAUUUACAGAAUAUUUGUUUGGACCCUCCCAAAAUCAAUAACUAAAUAUUACUUCCCCCAAUGCUGUUUCUGUUGACCCUUUGCAAGUACGUCACCUAAUCAUGUAAAGCCGCCAUGACGGACGUCAGAAGGGAGGAAUGGGAGUGUCAAAAAGCGACUGGGAUUGUUUCCCAGGUUUUAUUUUUUCUAUAUUUCUAUGGCUUCCACUGGUUCCACAGAGAUAAUUUAUCUGUGGACGUACACUUGGGGCUCAUAGGCAGCAGGAUUUACAGAAGUUGGAAAUGAAGCUAGCUUAGAAACCAACACUUACCUUUACCUUUCUGAUGUAUUCGUUGAUUUGAUCAAAUCACAGACUUUGCUUGAAUUCACAUACGACUUUAUAAACAAUGGUUUGUCUAACACCAUAGAACACCUAAAAGUGUACAAAAGUCUAAAUCCUUUAGACUAAAGUCCUAGACUCCAGCAUGUAUCUUUUUCCAUAUCUUUUUUUGUAUAUGGUAGGCUAUAUGAUGCUCCAUGGUUGUUAUGGUUAGCCAAGUACCUUCUCCAUAAUAGAGUAUUAGCUGCAUUUCCAUUACAAAUUUGUGCAAAACGUUUAUAAAACGUUUAUAAUGAGAACUUUUAGCACAAGUGGAAAGUGAGACUGGGGGAGGCGGAGUCUUGCUGGUACACCGUCACAAAUCAGACAUGAUAAAAAGACGGCAUAAGCCUAUGCACCCCUAUGGUUAAUGUAUCAAUACUCACAGAUGAAAAAAACGAUACUUUCCGAGGGGGAAAUAAAUUUGAUAAAUAUUGUAGAAUCGAUUUUAUUAUACAGCUCUACUUGCCAGUGCAAAAAAGCUUUGCAGGAGCUAACGUGCACAUAUGUUUAUUUUAUUUAUUUUUUCCCCCACCAGGGGGUCUUUUUGUGGGCUCUAGUGUCCCUUAUACAACAGUGGGUUGACAGGAAAGGGGGGAAGACAUGCGGCAAAUGUCGUCGGGUCCGGGAAUCGAACCUGCGACGUGGACUGAAGGCCUCCAAACGCUGCCCUCUACGCCACCGGAGCACGCUCCGUGUUUAUUUGACUUCCGUCAUGGCGGAGUGAAUAGCAUGACGUCACGUGCAAAGGGCCAAUUGCUUCGUGAAAGAAUCCAUUCCACUUGAUAAACAAGAAAAAUUAUCAUACCUCUAAAACUCCACUCCGGGUUUUCCUAGUUACCUACGACAAUUCACCUCCACAUGCUUCUAGCAUAAACAAAAAAGUGAAGGCUGGAUUUUAGCUUCUGCGGUAAAGCUAAUAGAGUUUUCACUCUUUGUGUUAGAUGAAGGUAUAUUGGAUAUUUGAACUAUUAAAACAUCCAGUCUUAAUAGUUUUUGUAAAUUGUUCACGUAUUUCAACUAUUCGUGGAUAGCUGUGGUCUCUAACCCCCAUGAAUACCAGGGUCCACUGUACUGUUAUCAACUAUGCUAUUUUAUGAGAAAAGCCAUAAAAAAAUGCCAAAAAUGUGGGUUUUUUUAAAUUAUUAUUUUUGAUGAUAAAUCCAGAAAUUGGUAUUGUUUUUAUUGAGAUAUUUUUUUUUUGCCAAAUGCUUUUGGUUGAAAUUGCAAAUUUAUUUAUUUAUUUUUUUUCUUUCUUUUCCCUUGAGAAAUCAAUGUAUUUAAAAUUUCGCAACACUUUUUUCUCCCUCCUCCAGUUAUUUUUUUAAUCCUUUCUUUUGGCUUCAAACAUACGGUAAGUUGCUUUAGAAGCUCUAAAUUUUGUGAAGCGUUUUUGGACACAUUUAGACUUUUUUGUCAUUCCAGUCUGAAUAUUUUAGUCGCCUCAGCGAUCCGGCUGUCUAUGCACACAUCAUUUAAAACGUUUUUGGGUUUUUUUGGAGACUGUGUACAGAUAUAUUUGGUUGUUUUUCUACUGAGCUUGUAGCUGAAAUGUUUUUGCUCUCACUUCUCUGAAGAGAAUCAAACCAAAAUACUAAAGUCUUAUGACGGAGGGAGAAGGCUUUUUAUCUACUUCUAUUUAAAUCUGAAGAUAUUUAUAAUAUAAAGAGGAGCUGAAAAAAACAGAGGCUUGAGUUUUUGUAUAGAGUCAGACAGAAAUAGGCCAAAGCUAUUUUUCUCUAAUAUAUUUUGGGUAUAAGUGUGUAUAUCAUCUAAAGUUUACCCGUCUCUGGUGUGUGUGUAUAUCUGUCACUGUCUCUCUGGACGACACUAAUCUGACUUUCUCUGCGUCGUUUUCUCGUGCGCCGCUAACCGAUUUGUCCAGUGGAAAUGGAAUAGAUGGACUCGUUGAUGCGUUUCCUUCAGAUGCAGUUUGUUUAAUGUGCCAAAACACACACGCUGUUAAUAAAAAAAAAAAAAAAAAAACAGACAAAAAGUGUAACAAGACAAAACGUGGAAAAGUUCCAGCGCUGUACAUUUCUGUGUCUGCCCCCCGUCAUUGAUUUCUUAAAACUCGGUGACUGGUGGAUAUCUGACGUUGGCACGCAGGUCGAGGAGUGAGCCGAUCAUCGUGCCUCUCGUUCAGACCUGGACUGCUGGAGUGUUUUCAGACAUUUUGAAAUAAUUAUAAUUUUGAGUUUUAAAACGUCUCAGAACAAAAAGUCAGAUUCUCACAGCUCUGGAGAGAAAAUUUCAAGUUAAUGUAGCAAAACAUUCCUUUGGCCUGCUGACUGCGCUGAAGAGGCUUUUUCUGUGUGUGUGUGUGUGUGUGUGUGUGUGUGUGUGUGUGUGUGUGUGUGUGUGUGUUUCAGGCUGGAGUUGUUGCUGUGUGAGAUUACAGACUGUGUGACUCAGGGUGGGCUUGGUUUACUGCACUGUUGAUGCCUCAUUACCCAGCGUGCUUCGUCAACAGUAUUUUAUAGUGUGUGUGUGUGUGUGUGUGUGUAAGUGUGUGUGUGGCCUUUGGCAUCAUGUUGCUCUGCAGACCUGGCGAAAAUGGAUGCGUUAAAGGGGCAGAAAAAAAAUCUGUUGCCCUCAUUGAACUCUGUAGUAAGAGAACAAAAUGUUUUACCUCCUGAACUUUGAACCACAUCGUUUUGAAGGACGGAGACGAAACGCCGCUCGUAACUAAAACAUGAACGCAGAACCUCUCAACGUUCAGCAUCAUUCUUCUUGCAUACAACACACGUAAUGCAGGUUUCAUUUUAUUUCUUGAGCUUUGUUUUUUUUAUUCGCUCAGCGCAGGCAUCAUUUUAGGACAGUUUUGUGCCGGACCGAAGACGUACUUGUAACUAUCUCACCGCAGAUGAAAAUAUGCGGACCUGUCUGCAAAAAACAGACAGGUCCGUUUAAGUUAGUUUCAAGUACAAAUAUCUUAGUUCACUUACAAUAACUUACCUUUCAGCAAGAUAUGAGUCAAUUUCUUAAUAUUAAAAGAUUAAAAUUCUCUGGCAGAUUACUUCAUUUAUAGCACUGGGAAAAUGUCUUAUUAUAAGUGAAAAUGUCCUCCAGUGGAACCAGUUAUUAUGAAUAUUAAAUAAUUCUUCAGUUAAAACAAGCCCCUAUAUCUGGCUGAAAAGUUAAUUGUAUGUUUCUUAUUUCAAGUGUAACUGAAAUAAGUUGAAAUCUAUUGAUUUAUUUUUUUAUUUCCAUUAAAAACUAGACCAAAAAUACUUGGUAAGAUUUCGUGUUUACAUUCCUUCACUUCCAGAAGCAGCCAUCUUCUGCUUCCUGCUCAGCUGUAAUAUUUUUAUCUUAUUCACUUAUUUAAAAAUGUUCUUUUGAGAUCCGACUCUUAUCAAUAGAAAGGAACGGAAACGAACAGUUUCAAAGUUUUGCAAAACUUUCACUUGCACCAAUAACACCCAGCACUGGUUAUUGGAUAGAGUUGUAAUAUAAAAAAAUAAAAAAAGGCCCAGAAAAUAUCAUUUCCAGUCUCCAUGCCAUUUUCAUUUUAAACGGGCUUUCACAUCUUAUAUUAUCGAUUAGCUUGGUUAGCAUUUCUGAAUCACUAGCCUAGCAAAGCGGCUUUGCUGUAACAUGUUCAGCGUUCAUGUAAUCUGCCUCCACAGGCAGGCAGCCGGUACUACAGUGGCACUAAAAUGAUUAAAUUAGUAGAAACCUAACAUCAGUUAAAAACUAGAGCUGCCCCUUUACAGCAUCCGCUAAAACAUGCUCUGCUUUUUGUUUCCAGCUUGUCUGGAGAGCCAGAAAGAAACUUUAACAUUCUUGAACUGCAGUGUUGUUGUUGUUUUUUUCCAUCUUGGUUUCCAAAGCUUUCGCCACUUCCAGAUUCAGCAGUAAAAUAAGGAAUUUUAAUUUAGAAACUAGAGACACACACAAAAAAGACUUCCACUGGAUGGAUUUAAUAGUUGCCAAAAGAAAUAUCCUCUGUCAUGUUAAAUGUUUUUUUAUUAUUAUUAUUAUUGUAGAAUAACCUGUACAUAUUAUUUAUCACGAUGUGCAGAGUUUAGACUUUACAUACUGUAUGUUCCACCUGAGAAAGGCUGGGGGUUUUUGUUGUAUGAAAAUGAUCUCUUUUUUGCGUAUUUCAACACUACGGGCAGCUCGGCUGAACACAAAUCAGUAUAAUCCCAUAAAUCUGAGAGCUACCAAUCGUGUUUCAAACUUCUGAUAUUUAACAUUCCUGUCGAAAACGAUUGACUUUGCCCAAACGGAUCACGGCGAUGUUGUGGCACCGCUGCGGGAGACAGGAGCAGGAAGUCCAGGGUGAUAAUAAGGGAUCUGAUCGUUAAAAGUCUUCGUUUUGGGUCUUCCACGGUUCGGUUCGGUUCGGUUCGGUGCACAUCGAGUCUCAGCGGUUCAGGGGGCAGGAAGGGGGGGAAAAAAAGCAAUAAGACCAAACCGACUGCUUCCCCCGAGAGUUUCUGCACUUUAAAGUUUUGUGUUUAUACGUCUUCGUUUUUGGCCACUGAGAAAAAUCUGGGCUGAGUUUAGGUUAGAAUAGUGAUGCCAGUGAACACAAUGUGUGUGUGCCUGCUGAACGUUGGAGCAGUUUGUCUGUUUUGUUUUUCUUAAAACGUCUCUUCUUUUUGUAUUAAUGCUCACAGUUUUUUUGUACUUUUCUGACAGGGAGCAAAUGUAUUAUUUUUUUGUGACUUCUCUUCAGGUUUGCUGAACUGUCGAUGUAAACGUGCCCUCUUGUAACAGUUUGAACUUUUGUCAAAUGUACAGAGUGCAUGAAAUGACCCUGUAACGUCGCCUUAACUGCUGUGAAUACUGUAUAUACUGUACUGUAUUUCUCAUCACUUUAUCAGUAAAGACCUCACAUGUCGAAACAAAACA
This is a messenger RNA of Gambusia affinis (western mosquitofish), 8364 nucleotides long. It is a transcript of the gene lrch1, whose product is annotated as leucine-rich repeats and calponin homology (CH) domain containing 1. The transcript has 19 exons. The coding region runs from base 180 to 2258 and encodes 692 amino acids. Lineage: Eukaryota; Metazoa; Chordata; Actinopteri; Cyprinodontiformes; Poeciliidae. Gene Ontology annotation, molecular function: protein binding. The record is from RefSeq and is a predicted model, not a curated record.